CUCCCUGAUCUUUUCCCCCUCCCUCAACCUUCUUCCCCAUACAUCCUCCCAAGACAGAUACCCCAACGUCACUAUGUCAACAACAGCAGGCGCCUUCAUAGCCGGCGGCAUCGCAGCAUGCGGCGCGGUAACCGCCACGCACCCUUUCGAGACCGUCAAGAUCCGCAUGCAGCUCCAAGGCGAGCUCCAAUCCUCUACCUCCUCCCCUCACUUCUACCGGGGUCCGAUCCACGGUGUCUCCGUGAUUGUGCGCAACGAAGGACUGGGCGGCAUCUACCGCGGUAUCGGGUGCGCGUACAUCUACCAGAUCCUCCUGAACGGAUGCCGCCUGGGGUUCUACGAGCCGAUGCGACACGCGCUUGCGACCACGCUCUUUAACGACGCAAAGACCCAAAACCUGGGCAUCAACAUGUUUGCCGGCGCGGCGAGUGGCAUCAUGGGCGCCAUGGCGGGGUCACCGUUCUUCUUGGCCAAGACGAGGUUGCAGAGCUACAGCCCCUUUUUGCCGGUCGGCACGCAGCAUCAGUACAAGAACGCCUGGGACGGGUUGACGAAAAUCUACAAGGGGGAGGGUGUGAAGGGGUUGUACAGAGGUGUGGGGGCGGCCAUGAUCAGGACAGGCUUUGGAUCUUCGGUGCAGCUCCCCACGUACUUCUUUGCGAAGAGGCGGUUGGUAAAACACUUGGGCAUGGAGGAGGGGCCGGCGCUGCAUUUGGCGAGUAGCACGGCGAGUGGAUUUGUGGUUUGCGUAGUGAUGCAUCCUCCUGACACAAUCAUGUCCCGCCUCUACAACCAAAACGGUAACCUGUACAAGGGCGUCUUCGACUGCCUGGCCAAGACCAUCCGCGCCGAGGGUUUCUUCGCCAUCUACAAGGGCGUCAUCCCCCAUCUUACUCGCAUUCUCCCGCACACCAUCCUGACCCUCAGCUUGGCCGAGCAGACCACGAAGCUGGUCAAGAAGCUGGAGGACAAGAUUCUUGGGCCCGAGACCCGGGUCCUAUAGACGAGCGCACGAGUUCUAUAGUCUCUUGAGACUGUUCAACCAUUCGGCAUAGGCCAUCAUGGAGGUGGUUCCUACUAGGUCACCAGGUCCCAGCUCGAUAUAUGAUUGGAGAGGGGAGGGAAAUUGGGCACCAAUGAAAGGAAAGAUAUAACCAAAAGAAAAGGAAACGGACGGGUUUGAGAGAAGGCGGUACGGUGGGGAGGAAACGGUGAUUUUCUACAAUCGAACAUUUUAUAGACUUCAUCGGCGGGCGGAUAUCCUCAUUUUGUUUUAGACAUCAGGCGUUAGUCUCUUUUCUUCUUCUUCUUCUUCUUCUUCUUCUUCUUCUUCUUCUUCUUCUUCUUCUUGGCUU
Neurospora tetrasperma FGSC 2508 is the source of this 1355-nucleotide messenger RNA. Its product is annotated as mitochondrial oxaloacetate transport protein. Bases 74 to 1003 code for a protein of 309 amino acids. NCBI's taxonomy places the organism in Eukaryota, Fungi, Ascomycota, Sordariomycetes, Sordariales, Sordariaceae. The record is from RefSeq and is a predicted model, not a curated record. Gene Ontology annotation, biological process: transmembrane transport. The transcript has 3 exons.